Molecule: messenger RNA, 1189 nt
Organism: Cuscuta campestris
Lineage: Eukaryota; Viridiplantae; Streptophyta; Magnoliopsida; Solanales; Convolvulaceae
Source: the annotation of a GenBank genome assembly
UGGAAUGUCCAUUUCUUCUAUCCAUAAAUAUAUACUUAUAUAUAUCUUCUUCCCUCUCCAACCCACUUCCAUUUCCUGCAACAUACAGCUAGCUAUCAACCAUUUCCAUUGAGCUUUUAAAAGGGGGAGGAAUAAUUAGAAUAAAAAAUUAAAAAAAAAAAAGAGAUGGAUUUUGGGAAUCAUCACCAUCAUCAUCCUCAAGAAGAGUUGGAUGAGGAGUCAUCACAUCAAGGGAAAUCUCUAUCUUCAUCGACAAACACAGUGCGGGGAAAGAUUGAGAUAAAGCGGAUAGAGAACACGACGAAUAGACAAGUCACCUUUUGCAAACGCCGCAACGGCCUCCUCAAGAAAGCCUAUGAAUUGUCUGUUCUUUGUGAUGCUGAGGUUGCUCUUAUUGUCUUCUCUACCCGCGGCCGCCUCUACGAAUAUGCUAAUAACAGUGUUAGAGCUACUAUUGACAGAUACAAGAAGCACCAUUGCGAUUCCACAAAUUCAGGAUCUAUUUCAGAAGCUAACACUCAGUUUUAUCAGCAAGAGGCAGCCAAACUGCGCCGCCAAAUAAGAGAGAUUCAAAUUUCAAAUAAGCAAAUUGUUGGAGAGUCACUAGGAACAUUAAACCAAAAGGAGCUCAAAAAUCUGGAAGGGAAACUUGAGAAAGCCCUUGGAAGAGUCCGUUCCAAAAAGAAUGAGUUGGUUUUCUCUGAGAUAGAACUGAUGCAAAAGAGGGAGAUUGAGCUGCAAAAUGCCAACAUGUAUCUUCGAGCAAAGAUAUCAGAGUUUGAGAGAGCAGCACAAGAGCAAAUGAAUAUGAUGUCGGGAUCUCAUCAUGAGUACCAACAGCAGCAGCAGCAGCAGCCUUAUGACGACGGCCACAACUUUUUUCCCAUCACUCUCCUUGAACCCAACCAGCAUUACUCUCGCCACGACCAAACAGCUCUCCAACUCGUGUGAAAACAGAUCAGGUGUGUGGCUGGGAACUAUAUGAAAAUGCGAUCUGUUCAACUCUGUCCUGAGAAUAUAUGUUGUCCAGAAACCUUGUUUGUUUUUCUUCUUAUAGCUGUGUAAAAUCUCGUGCACGAACAUCCAACAAUUUAUUUCACUUCCAUGGAUUCCCUCUGCUAGCUAAUUCAUUAGCUGCUUGUGCUUAAGAAUUUCAAUUGGUUUGUGAAAAGAAAAGUAUUGUUUGAUC